Molecule: messenger RNA, 2140 nt
Organism: Durotheca rogersii
Lineage: Eukaryota; Fungi; Ascomycota; Sordariomycetes; Xylariales; Xylariaceae
Product: Prefoldin subunit-domain-containing protein
Exons: 1
Coding region: 37-1896 (619 amino acids)
Biological process (GO): negative regulation of phosphatase activity; negative regulation of transcription by RNA polymerase II
Molecular function (GO): transcription corepressor activity; chromatin binding; phosphatase inhibitor activity
Source: RefSeq, a predicted model, not a curated record
CAACAUUCCCACAGCCGCUCCCCCACUGCGUAAACAAUGUCUACGAUCAAGGACAGUUUCGUCAACCUUGAGAACCACCGACAGAAAUUACAGGACACUGCGGAGAGACUCUCUACAGCGCUCGCACAAUGGAAACGGUGGAAGGGAGAAUAUGAAGCAUUGCGAUCUGACGUGAAAUCCGUUCCAUCAUCCUCUCGUCGACAGGACCUGAAGAAGGUUCGAGAGAGCUUCAAAGGAGAAUUGCUGAAUGAGAAGGAGCUGGUCGAUAUAUUUGGCCGCGACGGCUCAUCCAAGCCGGAGCAGAUCGUCAGUAAACUUACUAAUCGGUUAGACUACGUCGCAAGGAACAUCGAUACCCUCUCGAAGCAAUUAGAAACGGUCGAGAAUAAGCUUGCCGCUGUCACCGUGGUGUCAAAUCCGGAUGCUACCGACGAGGAUGGAUUACCCAUAACAGAGAUAUUGGAAGAGCUGGACGAUGACGACAACGUCAUAUCGUAUAGCCUGCGAACCGCGGGAGAGAACCAACCGCAAGUCCUCGAAGCGCUCGAGAAGGUCGGUGUCACGGAUAAACUACCCGAUGAAGCUAAAGACGCAACGGCUUCCGAGACGUCGCAGCGUAUCCGGGGUAGCGAAUCAGAGCUGUCAAAUAAUGUCUCGACCUCAUCGAUCCAACAACUCAAGAUCGCCGAGCACGGCGAGUCAAAACCCUCAAAAGGCGUAUUGAGUCGGCCAUCGGAGCAGUCCGAGGCGCCCCAAGCCGAAGAAAUACCCAAAACAAAAUCUGACGCUCGGAAAAAGACCGUUAGCUUUACGGAGGGCACGAAAUUAGGAGAACCUGAGGAACCAUCUGUGACCGCCAAGAGAUUAGAGGAGAUUCUUCAGAAGGCUAGAGACCAGCAGAGCAUCAUAUCGGACCCUAUUUUCCCUGCCGACGAGUCUCCGGAGGACGCGGCACUACGGGAGGACAUGAUCCGCUACAAUAAGGAGACAAUGGAAUUCGAAAUGGCCCCCAUUGUCGCCGAAUUACAGCUCGAAGAAGGAUCUUCAGAAGAUGAUACUGACGAUUAUGAAGACGAUGAAGACGACGACGAGGAAGACGAAGAGGACGAGUGGGGUAGGUCGAAAAUAGCCCUCGAUGAUGAAUGGAAACGCCAGAUGUUGGAGCUUAAGGAACGGCUAAGCCACCAUACCUUUGGCAAAAGCAAGGCAUCAAACGAUGAGGAAGACUUAGUAGAAGGUGUCGGCCGUAUAAGCAUUCGUCGUGAAAACGGGGAUGUUUCAAACGGUGACGUCGGCACCACGCCCUCUCUACUGCCCGCAACAGCGGGUUCAACGCCAGCAAAUGACUCUAAGAAGAGCGUCCGGUUUGCCGAGAGUCUUGAUAUUGGCGAGGACUCGGUUCCAGCAACGAAACAGUCAGCAUCGGGCCAGCUAAAGGGCACCGAUAUAGAACCUCUUUCGGACGUAAUGGAGCGCAAGAGCAGUGCGGCCCAGCCGGUGGUGGCCCCGUCUAAGAAGCCUUCUCGGUUUCGGCAGGGGAGAGGCAUAGGUUCUCCGAUGAACGUGAAGACGCCUACCUUCAACGGCGUCCCAAUUGCUCCGGAGAAGCCCGACCUCGAACGCCAUACCCCCUCCGGACCAGAAGGCCAGACCUUGGCAAGCUCGGUCCUAGAGCAUGAGCCGUCACUGGAGGUAAAAGAGCCAGACGAGUUCGACGCGAAUCUGUUGCAUCAGCAGGUCACGGAUGAGUAUCACAAGAUGCGCAACCGAUUCAUGCAUCGUCAGGGUGGGUUCACGAAGGAGGACGAGAGCCCCAUACGACCACUCGACGAGGACGAAGGGGGCGGUUCGAGACGAAUCAGCCGUUUCAAGGCGGCGAGGCUCGCUAAAUCGUAAAGAGGAAACUGGAACUAGGCUUACUAUCACAGCGCAAUGACGACGAGUUUCGUUCGCAGCCGGCUCUCUUGGCCGACCUCCUGCGAAGCUUCAGCAUACAUGCACACGUAUGUACGUGCGUCUGCUUUUAGGUACCUUCGGAGGCCCCCCUCUUCCCCCUCUCUCUUUCCGAUAACUCCUGCUAUCGUCCCUCUUGUGGUGAAACCCCGUACGGGCGAUAAAAGAAUACCUAGACAUUCAGAAC